AUGCUUCAGAGGUUGAAGCUGAAGCUUCAGCCAUCUGACGAAGCCGUUCGGGUGGCAAAGCUCGGGCUGCGGGUCACGCUCGAGAUUGCAGAGAAGGCCUGCGAUGGCUUGCCCAUUCCUGGCGCGCAAGGCAGCAUUACUGCACUUCUGGCGAUACUACGUGGAGUCGAACGUUUGAGCCGCAAUGCGGAGGCUGAACAUGUACGCUACAUUCACGAGGAAGUCGUGUUGCCAGUGCAAGAUGCACUUCAGAAGGUGGAGGCCAGUGAUGGGCUGCGAGGCGUUUUGGAUACGUUCGGCAGCGACCUUGAUACUGCUAUGCAACCAUGGCAAUCUCGAGAGCCCCAGAACUUUGUAAGGAGGCUCGUUGGCUCUGAGGAUCAAGAAGGCGAGAUACAAAAGCUGGCAUCUAGUAUCAAGAUGGUUAUCGAAAGGUAUCAGCUAAGCGCCCAUGUUCGCGGAGAGCUUGCUCUGGUGAGAUUGGAGGACAAAGCUGCGCAUACAUCCCGCCAGGUAGAUGCACAUGUAACGCAGCAAGAUAGCAGAGAACGCAACAGGCUUGUCAAUACUCUUCCGCGUGCCAUGAGAGCGAGUUACGACUCCGGUAGAGAUGGUGGACCCGUCUCUUGUCUACCAGGGACGCGCGUCACAGUCCUCGCUGAACUGCAAAUUUGGCUUGAGGCCCGCUACGCACCUCACGUCUUUUGGCUGAAUGGCCCUGCCGGAUCUGGCAAGUCGACUAUCGCGAAGUCUCUCGCUGAAUCUGCUUUCGUCCGAGACUACCUGGGCGCAACGUUCUUCUGCUCGGCGCUGGGCGACGGGUCCCUCGCUGACCCAAACAUCAUCAUCCCUACAUUGACAUAUCAACUGUCACGUACCAUACCACGGUUCAAGACGGCUUUGGCCAAGACCCUGGAGCACGAUCCGGAUGUCGCACACAAGGAUCUGGAGACCCAGGUACUCCAACUCUUGAUUGAACCGCUGAAAGUCGUACAGGACUACGACGUCAUCCUACUUGUACUCGACGGGCUCGACGAAUGUUCGCCCGAACGCACUGCCGCGACACUCCUACAUCUGCUCGUCAAACAUACCGCCAAGAUACCGGUAUUGCGACUACUCGUAUCGUCUCGCCCGGAGCCUCGCUUGCGCUCUGUCUUUAGGCAGUGUGCUGGCAUACAUCGACGGCUUGCGUUACACCACGUUAACGCAGACCUCAUUCAACAUGAUAUACGCAUGUACCUCCAUAGCGCUCUAUCCGCAAUACCCGAAGAAUUGGAUAUACCCAAUCUCUCUGAUUGGCCACGAGACCGCGACGUCACCGCUCUCGCGGAAAAAUCCGGCCAGCUCUUCAUAUAUGCCGCGACAGCAGUCCGCUUCAUAGCCCACGAUCGCAUCCGCGAUCCCCAACGCCAGCUCGACGUGCUGCUCGGCAUGCGUACUGUUUCAAACGGGAAGCCCUACUCUCCACUCGACGACCUUUAUCUCCAUCUCUUGAAUGGCGCUUUGCCCAGUGAUGCAGAGCCUGAGGACAUCGAGCGCUUCAAGUCCGUACUCGGUACCAUCCUGUCCUCGCGCGAGGUCCUCCCGCUUCCUACGCUCAGCUUCUUCGCACAAAUCGAUCAGGCGGCGCUAUCGCGUGCCUUGUAUCAUCUUCAUUCGGUAAUCGUCUCAUCGGAUGAGGCACCACGCGUCUACCACCCUUCCUUCGCCGAGUUCAUCACAGAUCCUCAACGUUGCACCGAGCGCUUCUACGUCUGUCUGAAUGGACAAAACCAAGUUAUCGCCGUCCGUGCCCUGGAUGUUCUUGCAGUGGAUUUACGACGCGGAAUGAGGCGGGUUGAUCUUACGCCCGAGAUACGUUACGCCUGCCGAUAUUGGGCUGCACAUGUCGAUGCAUGCCCUGAGCGCUCUGUCGUGAUGAGCUCUCUGGAGGUCUUCGCUCACAAUUCCCUGAUCCUUUGGUUAGAGGCGAUGUGCCUCAUGGACGUCUUCUACCUGUCUCCAAUGCUCCUCGCAAGUGUACGCCAGUGUGUAACUAUGAGUUAUACCCAAAGCGGCCAAGUAUCACCCGCCAUGCUCGAGCUUAUCGACGACGCGUAUCGUCUUGCGAUUAUCUAUCAGGACGUCCUUCACGGCGCGCCGGAGCACCUCUACCUUUCCGCUCUUCCAUUCUUGCCAUCGUCUUCGGCGCUGUUCCAAACCUACGAGCCCGAAGCCAUCGAUGGUGCCAUCGUCUUACGACCUUUCGAGGAGCAAUGGUCACCGCUCUUGCGUAGCCUGGAUUUGCAUGAUUGUCAUGUACCACUACGAGCCAGCGUACUCUCUCCAACGGGAUCUGUCGUUGCCUUGGUCCGCAUAUCGGGUUGUUUGGAGUUGCUGGACAUGGAUGCACCCGUCGCAAAUGAGACCAGGCCUCAGAUGUCGACGUUGUCCAUGAGCACUUGCGGCGCUUCAGAUCACAAGCUGGCCUUCUCUUCGAAUGGAAGGCUUCUGGCUUGCGCCUAUACCUCAAGCAAGGGGGCGCGCAUAGUUGACAUUUGGGACAUAUCUUCCCACGCGUUAGCCCAUACAGUGACCGAAGACGUUGGCUCUGCCGCGCCAGCCGUCGCCGUCGCCGUCGCUCCCGAUGGCAGGCACGUCGCUACCGUUACGCUUGCCACCGACACAGCGCAUCUCUUUAUCUGGAGCCCGCUCGAGACGAGCCUUGUCACGGUCGCGAGUAUAAUUCCGUCGCAAACAUCGGAACCAUGUUUGGCAAUGUUCACAUCGUCGUCUGGUCCACAGACGCGCAUUGCCGUCGGAUCGAACGACGGUGUCUGGUUGUUCCAUACCAAGGAUCAACGUUCAUCAGAUCGUCUUGAACCUCAUCCGGGAGCGACUACUGCCAUCGCUACUUCCCGCGAUCACAGCAUGUUGGCGUCAACGUUCCGUGGCUCAGAGUUGGCCCUCUGCCUGUGGGACACGAACACGCUCAUGUGUGUGUAUACGCUGUCCCUAUCGACCAGCCCUAUCGUAUCGCUGGCAUUUCGCGACGACGGCGACCAACUGGCGCUUGGCUCAGAGGAUGGACAGCUCGUUCUUUACGAUCGGGACAGUGCCUCUUUCACGCCAUCCGCCUUUGUCACCAUCGCGGAUCCUCAAACAUCCGUCACAGGGAUAGCAUACUCUUCGGACGCCAUCCGUUUGCACACCGGUACGAUGUUCGGCGUCUACAAACAAUGGCACUUGCGGGACCUAGUCAAGUCGCCACCAACAAUCGACUCGCUUCCCGCCGGCCUCCCCGAGCAUUGCGCCUUCAGCGUCAACGGUACACUCAUCGCGCUUCCCGUAGGCGACUCGUACGCCGUCUCUGUUGCGGUAUACGACGCACGGACCGGCGCACACACCCUGGACUGCAUUUCGACUCCUCACACACAUUGGGAUACCAAAACCGCGCCCUUGGGGGCAAAGGCUCCACCCAUCCGUGUGACAGCCCUUGCGUUCUCUCCGGAUGGGACCCUUCUCGCGGCCUCGUGCGCCUCGGAGCGCACGUACGCACUCGUAUGGGACACAAAGACGGGAACACUCGCACGCAUCGUGAACCUCGUCUACAUGGGCUUACACUGCGAUGUCGCCGCGCUCUCAUUUAGCCAAGAUAAUCGCGUCCUGUACGCACAUCUGCGACAAUCAGUCACCCUUCACCUCCCUGGCACCCGAGUCUUCGAGCCCCCAGCACCCGGGAAGCUCGCAUUUGACCUGCGCGCGAACAGGAUGCCCUCUCUGUUGCCGGACCGCGGCGAUGCUGAUGUGGAGGACCCGGAGGCGCUGCAUGUUUGGGUGGACGAGGAGGACGCGCUUCGGAUGCGCCACGCCGAUAUGGUGUUUGAGGAUAGUACACUGCUCGCACGGCUUCCGGCUGGAACGAUCAAGCGGGCUUUCGGGUAUGGAGACCGCGUCGUCGGUGUGUCGCCGGAGGGGAAGGUCUGCAUACUGGACAUUUCGAAUUUCAUCUGA
Peniophora sp. CBMAI 1063 is the source of this 3993-nucleotide messenger RNA. Lineage: Eukaryota; Fungi; Basidiomycota; Agaricomycetes; Russulales; Peniophoraceae. The record is from the annotation of a GenBank genome assembly.